CUUCUAUCCCAUCCUUCCCACCUUUUUUGUUAACCACUGUAAACAAUUAACCAAGGUUCUACGCAUAACAGUAGUAGCAAUUGUGUGUAGCACCAAAAAUUACCAGUGCGGGACACGUUAGCGGCACAAUAGUUUACUGGCGUUACAUAGCAACUACGGAGCGGACAUGUAACUGGCUGUUAUUUUUAUAGUGUACCCUCCCUUUACUUCUGUGCAUUAGAGUCAAGAAUAUCCUGCAAAAUGUUAUAUCUAAGAUAACAUCUUAAUUUUUCUAUUACAAAAUCAAUUUUUAUAUAUUAUUUAAGUUAUUCUUUGUAAAUUUAAUGUUUUAAGUGUAAAUUAUUGCUGUAUUUUGGAACGUAUUUCUGUCCGGUGAGGGAGGCGGAAAAAUACGAGAGAUCACAAUACACAGACAGGGAAUAGACCCUCUACCACUGCGGUGUGUAAGCAAGCGUGAAAAAUCAUUACCCCUAUCUCGUCAAGAAAAAUCCUAGGCCACCCGUUGUGUACAAAUACAAGUGGGAGAACGCUGUGUAAUUCAUCCCUAAAUUUCCGACAAUUUUUAUUUGGAGUUAGCAGGAAUAUACAGGACUUAGGAAGGAAUCUUUGAUUCUCACUCUCGUUAUUUCUUCAAGAUCGAGUAGUACCGAAAACGUAGAAAAUCGCUUCAAAGUUGAGAGUGGAGUGAAGGGAUUUUUGGUCCGUGUGCCAAGUUGGACUCUUGGAGCUUGAAGACGUCUUCUGAAAUUUGUUGCGAUGUAUUGAAACAUGCACUUUGUUUCAUGUUUCAAAGGAUGAAAAUGUAAUGUAUUAUAUUGGAAGAAAUAUAAUUGUCAAGAAUUAAUGGUUUUCGCGAAAACAAUGCCUGUAAAGGGGCACUAUGGCCAGUCGAAAACCGCUCCUGUCAAAUCGCAUGAAGCCGUCAACGACAUUUACCGCACCGCCGCGGCGGGCGGAUACUUCCCCGGAGUUCUGGCGGUUAAAGAGGAUGGCGUCCUGCAAACCAAGCCAUUGCCGCUGAAGUCGCAUCAAGGUCUUCAAAUUCUUGCUCGAUCAAGUAGCCACUAUAAUUGUGCCUCGCCAUCAAGAGAGGAUGUUUUUCUUGAUAACUAUGCACGAAGGACAAAACAGCUGAAUGAACAAGGUUAUAAUUCUGUAAAUUAUAAACCCUAUCAACUUUUAGGAGGGCCGGUAGUUUUGGACGAAAAGCAGCUAAUUCUCUCUGCGCUUGGUCAAAGUAAACGGGAUAACUAUUCAGCAUCUGAGUCAAAGGGGGUAUCCAGUGAGAAGCAGGAUGAAGGGAAAAAAGAUGGGAAAGGUGGAAACGGGGAGGAGGAGAGCGCGGAUGCAGUCAAACCAUAUAAAUUUGUUGUCAGGCGGAACAGCAAGAACCAUAAAUCACUUCAUAAGGAAGUUUCUACUGGCAGAGUAAUGGUGAAAUGGGCUAAGCUCGGACAUGGGGUCUUUACAAUGAUCAGAGAACAAGAAGAGCUGAGGGUGAAUGCAGAACAUAAUGAAAGAAGAAGAAAAGAAGAACAAAGGAAGAAGGAAUGGCAACCAGCUGUUGUGGAAGUAUCAGACGAAGGAGAGACAGAUGAAGAGUUAGAAAAGGAAGAAAGUCUUAGUGUUUAUAUGAAUCAAGGUGCAGAGAGCAGAAAGGAGGUGUCUUUUGCAUUUGACGCAGCUAGUACUGUCCCGGACAACCAAACAGAGCAGGGGGAUACAACUCGCCUCUCUACCACCGCCAUGAUGACCACUGCCAUGGCAACGACACCAUCUAAAUCCAUCCUGAGUGGGGCAUCGUCACCCACCAAGAGGAGGCGGAAUAAGAGACUGGUGGAACCGCCACGCCCCUACACUCCCUGCCAUACAAACAUCAAUAUCGAUCCAGACGGGGAUGAAACGGACAAGAAAGCCAUAUUUCGUCAGAUGUGUGCAGUGAAUUGGAUCUUAGAAGCAAUGAUGAUAGAGCCACCUGCAGCUAUGGAGCCCAUCAGUAAAUGCUGGAAAAUUAAAUAUAGGGAUAUGGAGAACCGAUCGUAUUGUAAAACUACUGUCCAGAGAUUAAGAAAAGAGAAGGCUUUAGACACAAGAUGGAAUGCUUUCAUAUCGGCCGAGGGUGCUGGUCAUCUGGCUGGCUUGCCUAGUUUAUUGCAGAAAUCACGUUCCCCAGCAAGAGGCUUGCUUUCCACUCAAAAUUCAGGUUUCUCACGGACGUUGCGUCGUCUCUCCGCAAACAGUACGGCUAACAGAGCGGCAUCAGCGAUGGGUCAAAGUUCAGUUGACCAAAGUCCUCUCUCGCCAAAGGCUGAAGAUACGGCGAGUUCAUUCCUAGAGGCUGCAGAUAAAUUGGCUGAAAUUCCCGACAGUGUUUCAAUACAGGGAGGGGAAACUCCUGGGAAGUUACACAGAUCGCCAUCUGUGUUGAGUGAAAGAACAGCAACCCCUUCAUCAAAGAGAAGUGGAUCAGUUGUCAAUAAGUUAUCUAAACAAGACCUAGAGGAGAAAGACAAGCAGGAAAGACCAAGGGAGAGACAGGUUAGCACAUGGGUUGCUUCUACUAAUAGGAAACUACAUAGAUCACAAAGUGCUCCAAUAAGAAACCAAGAAUUCAAGCCCAUCUUUCCAAGCCGGAAGCAUCUUUAUCUAGCCAAGGAACUCCGAACCCAGUUUGCUGAUGUCACUGAAGAUCAAGCCCUCAUGCUUCAUGACAAGCUAGAAGCUAUGGAAAAGAAACGACUUGAAAGGAGUGAGAAUAAGUUCCAGUCAAUCCGUACCAAUGUCCACAUCAGCUCUCAACUGGCCCUGCUCAAAGAGGCCGGACAGGAUAAAGAUGAGCUUCUCGCGGAAGAAAAUAAACGAAAGAAAAAACUGGAAGAUGAAAGCAAAUGGUAUCAAGAGUUGGUGCGGAACCUUCCUGCAGACAUCAACAACGACAGACCUUGCAUGGCCAUCUUGGACAAGCUUCAGAGUCUUGGAAAGAUUGAGAGUAGGAAGGCCACACCACAGAAGUUCCUCAAUGUUUUAGCUGGUCUGAGGCAUUGGGAGAUCUGCUCACCGGACAUCAGUGCUGCUAUAGAGUUUGUUCGAGAGAAGGUUGUCGGGAUGGCAGUAGAGGAGUUUGAGGCAUGGUACCAAGCAGAAAUGCCCAACAUUGCAAGAUCCAAGAGUGCACCACCGGCUACCACAUCAUGAUCCCAUAGUCGAUAGAGGGGUAAAGAUUUGCCCCCCAUUUAGGAGCAGAUCAAUUCUGAGUAUUUAGUUUGUACUCUUGGGAUUUGGUAUGGAAUCAGGAUUUCUUGGGUUGUAACACUUCAUGGUUUAUUUUGAAGGUAGUUUGCUCUGAGGCCCAUAACUUUGUCGUCGUGCUGAUGUAUUCAGAGCUAUAUAAAGCAUAUUAUUAUUGUUAUUAGUAUUUAUUAUCAUAACUUUAAAGCUUUUUAUAGCGAGAUCUUAAAGUUUAUUUUUGUGCUUGAUUGCACAUAAUAAUCAAUGUAAAUCAGCUCUAUGAUCAAUUACAAAGUUUUAUGUAACAGGCCCCAUGAAAUUUGUUGACAAGACUUGAUAGAUAACAGACAAGAACACGAAGCCAACUUGGCAUUAACAUACAACAUAUAUGGUCACCAGGGGUCCAUUUCAUAAAGAGUUACAAUUAUUGUAACUUGGCCAUUAUGGCAACUACCAAAGUAAUCAGGUUCAGCACUCAAUCACAAUCAAGGUUUCCAUGGUAGUUACAAUAAUAGCAAAUAUCCAAAAGUUGUGUCUUAUGAAACAGACACCAGGGUAGGCCAAUCCAUUUAGCGGUUGAUGGCUAAUCUUUGUGUUAUGGAGCCCUGAUUUAUUCAACAAGCCGGCUUACCCUCUAGCAUUGUCUGCAGGUUUCGCUAUUUUCAACUAGUACUUUAGGGGAUCCUGUGUCAUUGAUUUGAUCAACCCAACCAACCAAUCGAUAGUAUUUAGACAGAGAUGUAUGAACAGUAGUUCUCAGUAUUUUCCUAGCUUCCAAUAGAAUUAGUAGCAAAAUUAGAUUUAUGAAAAUAGAAUUUUAGUUAUUUUGAAUGCAUUGUUACAAACAGAGAGUAUUAAAUAAUGAAAAAUUCCUUUUUUUAAUCAAAUACCUUCAUAAGUUUUUUCUAGUCAUUAAAAAAAAAAGAUUACUGUAGUUUUUCUACUGUGCAAUGAUUAAUGCGAGGACCAAUAAGUUGUUUUAAGGUCUCGUUAUGUGUCAGAAUUCAGUAUGUGUGCGCAUGUACAUGUAUAUGUGAUAUAUGUAGUGUCAAGUUCAUUAGUUCAACGAUGAUGUUGAUCAUUGAUGUUAAUUUGUACUUCCUAAUUCUUAGAUAAGUAAUUAUACUUGUAUGAAAUAAUGUUAUAUACAAUCUGCAAAUGUAAAGUGGAUGAAUAAUUUCCCUUUCUUAUUCAAUUUACUUAAGAAUACAGAAUAAAGAAAUGAUUAGAGUAUUAUGUUAUGCAACUGAAAAUCAGAACCUGAAAUGUGCUAAUUUUAAAGUAAUUGUGCAGCAAUGCGAAUUGCAAUCAAACUUUAACUUGCAACCUAUACAGUAGAAGUAAAUAGAGCAUCUUUGUAAUUUUAUAACACAAGAUAUUGCUCUUAAAUAACUCAACAUAUGUUCCAUAUACUAGUUAAAUGUGAUAUUUUGAACACAGUUAUUUUCCAGAGAUAUCUUGAUAAAUACUCGUGCUGAAUCUUUUUACAGGGUAUCUUACUUGUAGUUAAUGUAUAAAAAUCAUAUUUUAGUACUUUUGUUCUAUCUAAAGCAACAAGAAUGAUCCUUUCAAAAGAAUAAUUAAUUUGUUGGGUGAUAAAGUAAUAAGAUAUUCAUUUUUCUCCAACAAUACCACAUGGAUAACACAGCAACUGCUGUGUGAAGAAUGUUCCUUUUAUGUUGUUUUUAUAACUAGAUGCAAGAAAGGGUUAUAGUGUCCAAUAUUUUCAUGUUUCUUUUCCAUCAAAGUUUGUUUAAAGGAAAGUAGUUUUGUCACCUUAUGUGAUAGUUCCUAUGUUCCUAUUUAAGUAUCUCAAUUUAAAAACAUGUGCUAAGUUAAAGAGUGCAUCAUAAGAGUCUGUUUAUAUAAAAACUUAUCGUUAAGCCAGUUUUCUUUGUACUUUGUUUCCAAGCAACAGGGUUUAUGCUGAAUAUAAAACUUUGCAAAAUAAAAUGUACUUACUUACCGAAGAAGGUAGUAGCAGAAUGUACAGAAAUAUGCUUACAUAUCUUGGCAGCUAUUUCUAAGAUAUUUUACCUUGCUUAAGCUUUCUGCUUUCUUUCAAUACUAUUGUACAAAAAAAUGAACAAAAUUUGCUGCGUGUAGACCAAUGAACAUUUUUAAAUGCUUCUCUAUUAAUCACAAAUACAAUUUUGCAGUGAUGAACACCUUGAAAUUUGGUUUUAUAUGAAUCUUACCUUGCCUUCCAAUGUUAUAUGAAAUGUGUGUUUUUUAUACAUGUACUUACAUGUAGAAAUAUUUCCUUGAUAUUGCAGGACCAAACAUACUUUAUUUGACAAAUUUAUUGAUAGACAUUGCCGAACAAGGGCAAUGUAUUAGUGAUUUGUCAUGUUUUUGUAAGUCAUGAGCACAUUGUCUAUUUGUUAAAAGAUUACCAUAAUGGCUAUGUAUGUUAAGUUGAUAAUAAGCAGUAAAAAUUGUUGCUGUUUCAAGAAUUGUCAUAAGAGUGCUAGAACAAGAGAGAUAAUACUGCAGCAUUUCGUUUUGUGGCCGUUUUAGAGAGUUAAAAGUAUGCAAUUCAAUUUUUUUAUACCAUGUUUGUACAAUAUUUAAUGAAUAUUAUAUUAAGAUGAUAGACUUGAAACAGAAAAAUCUAGUUCAAAAUAAUAUAAAUAAUAAACAUUGAUAUUUGCUUGUAGGGUCACAUCAUGAAAAUGAGGAUGAGAUAUUAAUGUUGUUUACAACAAUAACAAACAUCAUUUAGUAUUGCGCUGACUAAAAUGUAUCUGAUAAGCUGUUUUCUAGCUCCUAAUUGUAAAGAUUGAUAUCAAUACAUGCAUUCAUUUUGUAGACUUUUUCACACAAAUUAUUUUUUUUAACAUGUUAAAUAUGCAGUUUUUGUUUUAAUUUGCCUCAGGAUAAUAGAUGAAUUUAAUCAUGUUUAUGUUUAAAUACCAUUUACUUGAAUAUGAAGCUCAAUAAUACAUAUAUCAUGCUUAUGAUCAAUUUGAAGUUGAGUAAACAAUGCCAACAAAUAUUCUGUGCUGCUGUUCUGAUUUUGAGGUAAAUUGAACAAUUACAUGCAUAUUCAUGUUUUGAGAUAUCUUCCAAGAUAUCUUGUUAUCAAAAGCAAGUAUUUAUUAAAAUUGUAUUAAUCAUUUUAUGCUAUAAGUAAUCAACUAUUUAUAUCCUUGUAUGAUUUUAAUGAUAUUAAUGUCAUAACCGUAUUAAGAUGUAGGAAUAGAUAGCUAUUUUAUAUGCCAGAAAUUAUUAUGGAUUUUCCACAUCAAAUCUAUACAAUAUUUUUGUAUUUACACUAGGUCUUUUUUAUUUCAAGUAUCCCCAAUGGUUGCUUUAUUUAAUAACAUGGGAGCUUAUACAGUAUAUGUAACUGUUCUUAAGAAUCGAAUAUUAAUUACUCUGGCAACUGUGUUAGAGUGUACAUGAACAUACAUGAAGAUGAAUUAUAGAGCACAUGUAGGAUAUCUUUGUUGACAGAAAACUAUACUAUUAAUAUGCAAUAUUGAAAUGACUGCUUAGCUUUGUUUUCAAUCAUGAGGAUAAUGUAAACAUUAUUAUUGAAGGAAGUGAAUCAUUGUAAUUUUCAAAUUUACUUGAUUUCUUUUUUUUUAUUUGCAAUAAGCGAAUCACAUUUUGGGAAAUUGAUGUGUAAUCACUUUUGUUGUGAUCAAAAUGCUGCACGGAAUUGAGUAAUUAUGUAAAUAAAACAAUACACGCUUUCUUUUAUCUAUCUAAUUUUAAAAAUCUUAGUCUUUCAAAUACGACAGUUACUUUAACUUUUUAAGUAUAUGAAUUUAAUAAUCAUUUAUUGGGGUAUCAAAGCAAAAAUUGAAACAUUGAAAACUAGUACGUUGUUUUGUAAUUAAUGUUAAUGGGCAUCACAAUUUGUAUUAUGAAAAUGUUUGUGUUGAUUUUUCUAAGAUAGAUUUUGUAUUUUGUUUGCCAUGUUGUGAAUUUGUCAUUCAUGUUCUACAUGGAAUGUUUUCUGUUAACUUCUAGGUUCUGUACUGAGGAUGGAUAAAAGAAAGAGAGUAAUUCUUCAAUCUUAUAAGUGUUUAUAUGAUUCACAAUGGGUGAUUUCAAGUUCAGUGUUGGUGUUGGUGUUGGAUGCACAUUUUGGAUUGUGUUUCCUAGUUCCAAAACCUAUUCUGAGUUAAAACAAAUAUUCCAGAUCACAAUAUUGACAGCUCAACACAUAGUGAGUGACUUUUCAAGACCAUCUUCAUUUUAUGUUUGGUGUUACACUCAUGUAAAAAUUGACUUAAUACCAACACCAAGAGGUCAACACUGAACUUGAAAUCACCCAAUGAUAAACCAAGUCAAAAUAGUCUUGUUUUUUAUGGCUGAAUAUAGUACAGGGUGUUUGUAUAAAAAGGGUUUUCUUAAAAAAGAUAUAACUUCUAUCUGCCCUAGUAAUAGAUGAAGUCAGAGAAUUAAUUCUCAAAACUUAGCACUCAUUGCUUAGGAAUUGGCAUUAAUGAUUUGAGUAAUUGUGUCACAUAUCUAGGCUAUGCUGUAUGUUGAGCUUCAUGAAUAAAGUGAAUGAACCAUGUUUUUUAAUUUUAAAUCACUAUAAUUGUGUAAACUGACACUAAGGGAUGCACAGAUAUUGCAAUAAAAGAUAUAUUUUCUUGCAUUGUAAAAUGGAUUCUUCCUCCAAUCGAUCAUGUGUUAAAUUGUUAAAAUGCCGCUUGUAUUACACAUGUCUGUACAUGAAUAAAUUACUUUUACAAUGAAACAUAA
This is a messenger RNA of Lytechinus pictus (painted urchin), 7953 nucleotides long. RefSeq names its product coiled-coil domain-containing protein 60-like. The transcript has 17 exons. The record is from RefSeq and is a predicted model, not a curated record. The coding region runs from base 844 to 3195 and encodes 783 amino acids. Lineage: Eukaryota; Metazoa; Echinodermata; Echinoidea; Temnopleuroida; Toxopneustidae.